GACUGCGACUCAGGUGCCCAGGAUAUGUUUGGCGACUCUUUGUCUCUUAAUGAACUUCGAAAAGCAUAUCCGGAACUCUACCACUUUAUGUGUAAAACAGAGUCAAAUUUCGAUGAUGCGAAUCUCACUGAAGGACAGGAAGAAUUUACUUGGUCGAAAAUGGAAAAUUACCCGAAAGAAGAAGAUCCAGAUGUAGCACAAAUCUUUAAGACGUCUGAUUCUGUCACUUCACUUCUCACUAUCCGAAAAGCAAUGUCGUCUAUAUUUGAAUGCUUGAAUACUGUUCACGUUCAAAAGACAUCAAAACUAAGACUUGAGAUUCGAGAUUUGUGUUGCCGCCUUCAAGGCCUCCAGGCAAGCCGUGAAAUGGACCAGCGAGAGAUUUACAGGUUGCAGCGCGAGAAUGAUCGCUACCGGCGGGAGCUUUCGCAGCAGGCGUCACGAUAUGAAGAAAGAAUCACCGAGCUCCACGGCGUCUUAGCCGAGCUCAAACGGAAAGCUGCAGAAAUACAAGCCCCCACCUCCAUUGGCAACGGUACUGUUGGUGUUGUUGAUGACUUGGCCGAAUUCACUGAUAGUGAGAGCGAAGCAGACAAAGCCAACGGAGUGGAUGGUUUUGUCCAGUCAGAUUUAUCUGUUCCUUUGUCUCCACUGCAACCGACCGUUUCAGAAAACGUACUCGAACAUCUGAUGUACAUUCAUUGGGAUUGGAGUAGUCGACAUUUGCUCGACCUUCUUGUUUCCCCUCUGCCCGCCACGCCGACGAUGCACGUGUUCGGACGUGCGACAAACGCAUCGGCGUCGAGUGUCGACACGUGCCAUCAUGACUAG
Messenger RNA from Mesocestoides corti, 831 nucleotides. Lineage: Eukaryota; Metazoa; Platyhelminthes; Cestoda; Cyclophyllidea; Mesocestoididae. The record is from the annotation of a GenBank genome assembly.